This is a messenger RNA of Uranotaenia lowii, 3742 nucleotides long. Its product is annotated as mucin-2-like. The record is from RefSeq and is a predicted model, not a curated record. Lineage: Eukaryota; Metazoa; Arthropoda; Insecta; Diptera; Culicidae. The transcript has 9 exons. Bases 863 to 1789 code for a protein of 308 amino acids.
CGUCCUUUUCAGGAACCGGUUGCCUCAAAUUUUGUAAUUGUGGUCAGUUUGGCGUUCGUUGCCAAGUCAAGUUUGAAUGUGACUUUUGCAGUAUGUUUGAAAUUUGGGAGAAAAAUUUUCAAUCAAUAAUGAAAACUUCUCAGAAUAAAAGUGGUUCCGUUAUGCUGUUCGAUUAUUUUGAGCCUGAUUAAAUAUUGCGAGAAUUACAAAUUCCUUCCAAAAACAUACCAUUAAAAAGUUAAUCAAAUUACGGUGAAAUUCUAUUUCACCAUCACGCGAAAUACUAGUGACGCCGUUAGUGAAAAAUCAACGUCAACCAACAGCCCGCGGUGAUGUUUUUUUCUCCUUUCACAUUUAUAUAUUCAUUUUGCGUUGCAGUUUUUCCACGACUUCGUUUUAACAUCCACGUGAAUUUCGAGAAAUGUCCUUUGAUGGCAGAAAAAAAUCGGAACGUGGGAUGCUGUUAUCGAAUGCUGGUGCUCCAGUGAAAACUCAAUCAUCCCCCCAUACUCUUCGGGUGUUCGAGAGAUGCAAAAAAUAAAACGAAGGAACGAAAAACUAUCGGUUCCUACUCAGAGCUCUGCGCGUUAUUAUUCUGCCGGAUCAAGUCUCGGUAUUUGAAACUGCGACGUAAAAUAUCAAAACCCCACCGAGUGUCUGGUUUGGUGCCAUCAGUCAGUUAGUUGCUGGGCGAGACAAGCUUUGUGAUGUAACAACCAUCGUUAACAGAUUGUGCUUAGAAAUGGUUGAUUUCAAGGAAAUUUGGUUCUGAAGCCCAGAACACUGCGUUUCUGCAAGCUGCUUAGCCAGCAUUCCCAUAAAACCCCACUCGACUCGUUUCCCAUGCUUCGACACGAGACAGAUGCAAGAAAACGGCGGCUGCUACGUCAAAAAAAAACAAACGAAAAAAAAAGCCAAACAAACAAACCGUCCGUCAGCACCCACGCAAUCAAUCACCAAUCAAUGGACUGGCAGUAACACACCGUUACUUACACGUCACCAAACCAACAGUACCACCACACCCAGAAACCGAGCCUCAGCCUGCGAAGAAUCGCUUAGUACAUCAUCAGAAGUACCACUUCAACACAGCCCUAGUUCGGUGCCAGCCGCAAAUCUGGUUGUUCCAAGUCCUGGUUCACCCAGGGCGCUUGCUGGCACCAGACACCUGUGUAUUUCACAGGCAAGUACACCACCGCAUAUCCAACCCGAACAUAUUUCCGAUGCACCGUACCUUUCAGCACCCACGCAAUCAAUCACCAAUCAAUGGACUGGCAGUAACACACCGUUACUUACACGUCACCACAGCAAUAGUACCACAACACCCAGAAACCGAGCCUCAGCCUGCGAAGAAUCCCCUAGAACAUCAUCAGAAGUACCACUUCUACACAGCCUUAGUUCGGUGCCAGCCGCAAAUCUGGUUGUUCCAAGUCCUGGUUCACCCAGGGCGCUUGCUGGCACCAGACACCUGUGUAUUUCACAGGCAAGUACACCAACGCAUAUCCAACCCGAACACAUUUCCGAUGCACCGUACCUUUCAGCACCCACGCGAUCAAUCACCAAUCGAUGGACCGGCAUUAACACAUCGCUACCCACACGUCGUCACGGCAACAGCACCACAUCCAGAAAUAGAGCCCCAACCAGCGAAGAAACCUUGGUCCUCCAAUGGAACGUGUGCGGCGCCAACCCACGCAGAACCGAAUUACAACAACUUAUCAGCCGGUACGAUCCUGUAGCUAUAGCCAUCCAAGAGCUUCGCACACCGAACCUUAACGGAUAUUUGACUGGGUAGCAUAUCCAUGAUAAUUGUCGAUUGUUUAAGAUAAAUCUUCUCCAAAUGAUCAAACCUGGCCGCAGCGCGUCCAUCCUCGCUGAAAGAGGAGGCUGAAACUCAAAUAGGUGGGAAAGUAACUGCCGGACGGUGGCGCAGCCUGUAAACCCUGUGUAAGUAGGCUGAAGCAACAAGCAAGGUUUCAAGCAACUGCUUUCAGGCUACCGAAUUGCAUUAAAAGAACGCAGUGCAGAAUUUAAUUGAAUGCCGAACGAUAGUCUAAAGUUAUCCGGAGGGACGCAACGUUUCAAUUCUUUGAAUUGUGAUUCGUUAACCUGGUUUUUAGGCUAAAACCACUGAAUGUAUAUUUAGCAACUUUCAACGAAGGAGCUAAACUCAACAGAGUGACUCAUUCGUUAACAGCAAAAAUGAAUAAUUGUCAAACAGAGCCCGAUAACACUACACGGGGACAGCUAAACACCAAUCAAUUUCUCGGAACAAAAUUGUAAAACUGUCCAGUAGUCCAGCACGAGAAAUCGAGGGAGAGAAAGAGCCGCGCCUUAACCCUUUUUCGGUGGCAAAACACCUGCCCACCUAAACCGAACCGAACAAACCUUUUCGAUUGCGGUGCGCCAAAAUGUUCUGGUUCUGGAGCGGGGCGACGCGGCGGCGUCGGCGGCAAGCGACGAGGAACCUGUAAUUCUAUACAGAAGGAAUCGGUCCUAAAGGUAAUGUACCUUUUGGGCUCAUGGCGUGGCACUGGCAGUUCGUUUUCCUGAAUGUUGCGCGAGCCAGCACCAACCAGCAGUAGCGAUGACUUUUGACCAAACAACAAAACCGUAGGACGACGACGGUUGGCCGCACCAUCACUUGCGGCGGGUAAGCUGACAACAGCACCAACAACAACUCAGUAACAACAACCCCUUAAAAAGAGUGUAAUGUAAUAACACCACCUUCGUUGCCGCCUGGUUUUGAACCCUUCCUUCGGAUCAUCAGUUGUUGCGGAUGCACUUUAAUCUGGCGCUCGAUGCAGGAAAAUACCUACCUACAACAAGGAUAACAGACACCCGACCCUAACCUAACGCCAGUUUCGGUUUCAAACUUUGUCUGAGGGGGCGGCCGGCGGCGGAGCUUUACUCGCACCAACACAAAGUUACUCGAUUUGGUGGAGUUCCGUUUCCUUCUAAAGAAAGGGUUGGUUUGAGUGAGUUCCUUUCCGAUUUUGGCACGGUAGUGUUAGUGCCGAGUUCCCCGGGUGCCAUCGUGAGUUACUCUCUAACCGCACAGCGUACGUAACGUCGAUAACCGACCAUGGACAAGAAGACGGCGACGACCGAUUCUACAUUAUUUACUUGUGCCGGGACACCGGCGUCGCAGAACAUGCAGACAAAAAGUGCCGGAGAAUACAUAAACGCGUCGUCGUCGACAACGACCCCCCUUUUUGCUGUGUGUAGCCUCUGUCUGCCUGCCAGCCGCCACGGCUGACUAGAUGGGUAGCCGUAGUGUAGACGGACGGACGGACGAACGAGUAGGUUCUCUCUUUCUCUUGAUCCGUGUUUCGUCGUCUGCUUGCUUUGGUCUCGUUGCUAGGUUGGGUUUGGGUUGGUUUGUUGAUUGGAAGAGAGAAAACGACGACGACGACGCCGCCGCCGGUGAGCGACUCAAACCCUCUGCUGGAAGUUAACUUGCUUGCUGCUGCUGAACGGAUGGAUGGGGCUCCAACUGCUGCCGGGCUGGGGCGAAUGCGCCAGGAAUGGGAUAGGUCGGAUCGGGAGAAUUGCAAGCCGGGGUGGAUCACCGGGUUAUUGAACGACUGGCGCGAGACUCUCCACCACUCGCUUUUGCUGAUGAUGGAGCUGGCGACAAGCGGAGUGCGGCGGCACACACAAUCGCAGGAGGAUUGUUGCUGUUGCUGCUGCUGCUUUUGGCGAGCCAGAAUUGAGGAAGAAGUCAGACGGCACGGUAGGAAGCCAC